Staurois parvus is the source of this 342-nucleotide messenger RNA. NCBI's taxonomy places the organism in Eukaryota, Metazoa, Chordata, Amphibia, Anura, Ranidae. The record is from the annotation of a GenBank genome assembly.
UCGGUGGUGCUCUGUGUUCCUGGGACGCAGCGGAUCACCGAUCAGCAGAAAGAGCCGAAGUCUUCAGCUCUGUUAUGUGAUCAGCUGUGUCCAAUCACAGCUGAUCGCUCAGAGGGAACAUCUACAGUGAUCAUCAGUGCCCUGAUGAUCAGUGUAGCCCCAUCAGUGCCACCUGUCAGUGUCCAUCAAUGUCACCUCUCAUUGCCCAUCUAUGCAGCCUGUCAGUGCACAUCAAUGCCACAUAUCAGUGCCUACCAGUGCACAUCAAUGCCACAUAUCAGUGCCCAUCUGAGCUGCCUUUCAGUGCCAACUGUCAGUGUAAGUCAGUGCCACCUAUAAGUG